Messenger RNA from Penicillium cosmopolitanum, 405 nucleotides. RefSeq lists its product as uncharacterized. The record is from RefSeq and is a predicted model, not a curated record. The transcript is spliced from 2 exons. The coding region runs from base 1 to 405 and encodes 134 amino acids. Lineage: Eukaryota; Fungi; Ascomycota; Eurotiomycetes; Eurotiales; Aspergillaceae.
AUGGCCACCGCUGUCCCCUCAAAGACUGCUGUCCUUCAUGCAUACCGCCAUCUCUUUCGACAAGGCUUGAAGGUUAUUCGAUACUCCACCCCUGGCCGCUAUACGCUACGUACCAUUAUGAGAAGGUCUUUUCGCUCAUCCUCCGAGCAAUUUGACGCGCCGCGCAUUGCCAACACUUUGCGCUUUCUCGAACGGGCUACGGCCGCCGCCAACAUGGAACACAAAAUUGUGAAAAACAUCCUGAUCACUCGAUAUUGGGAAACUACCCCGAUUGGCAAGGACUCUCGCAUGUUGCGGAGCUUGAGACUCUUCAAGGAGGAGGUUAUCCUCCGCCAAAGUGCUUAUGAACAAUUCAAUUUGACCCUCGAACGAUUGAAUGAGAGCCUGGGAACUUGUCUACGAUGA